UUUGUGUAUUUGUGUUUUCUUUUAGUUAAUCUGCUGGAUUCAAAAACAAUUCAAGGGGAGCUGGGCUGGAUCUCUAACCCAUCACAUGGGUGGGAAGAAAUCAGUGGUGUUGAUGAACAUUACACGCCCAUCAGGACUUACCAGGUGUGCAAUGUCAUGGAGCACAGUCAAAAUAAUUGGCUGAGGACCAACUGGGUCCCCAGGAACUCGGCUCAGAAGAUCUACGUGGAGCUCAAGUUCACUCUGAGGGACUGCAAUAGCAUUCCUUUCGUUUUGGGAACUUGCAAGGAGACUUUCAACCUGUACUACAUGGAGUCGGACGAUGACCACGGGGUCAAGUUCCGAGAGCAUCAGUUUACGAAGAUUGACACCAUUGCAGCUGAUGAGAGCUUCACCCAGAUGGACCUGGGGGACCGUAUCCUUAAGCUCAACACUGAAGUCAGGGAAGUGGGCCCCGUCAACAAAAAGGGGUUUUAUUUGGCUUUUCAAGAUGUGGGGGCUUGUGUUGCCUUGGUGUCCGUGCGGGUGUACUUCAAAAAGUGCCCGUUCAUAGUGAAGAAUCUGGCCAUGUUCCCAGACACGGUGCCCAUGGACUCGCAGUCGCUGGUGGAGGUGCGGGGCUCGUGCGUGAACAAUUCCCGGGAGGACGACCCGCCCAGGAUGUACUGCAGCACCGAGGGCGAGUGGCUGGUGCCCAUCGGCAAGUGCUCCUGCACCGCCGGCUUUGAGGAGAGGGGCCACAUGUGCCAGGCUUGCCAACCGGGUUUCUACAAGGCUUCGGAUGGUAACAUGAAGUGCGCUAAGUGCCCACCUCACAGUUCUACCCACCAAGAUGGUUCAAUGAACUGCAGGUGUGAGAAUAAUUACUUCCGAGCAGACAAAGACCCUCCAUCCAUGGCUUGUACCCGACCUCCAUCUGCACCAAGAAAUGUUAUCUCUAACAUAAACGAGACCUCGGUUAUCCUGGACUGGAGCUGGCCCCUGGACACAGGAGGCCGGAAGGAUGUUACCUUCAACAUCAUAUGUAAAAAAUGUGGGUGGAAUGUUAAGCAGUGUGAGCCAUGCAGCCCACACGUCCGCUUCCUCCCUCGACAGUUUGGACUCACCAACACCACAGUGACAGUGACAGACCUCCUGGCACACACUAACUACACCUUUGAGAUCGAUGCCAUUAACGGGGUGUCAGAGCUGAGCUCACCACCCCGACAGUUUGCUGCGGUCAGCAUCACAACUAACCAAGCCGCUCCGUCACCUGUCAUGACAAUUAAGAAGGACCGGACAUCGGGAAACAGCAUCUCUUUAUCCUGGCAAGAACCCGAACACCCUAAUGGGAUCAUAUUGGACUACGAGGUCAAAUACUAUGAAAAGCAGGAGCAAGAGACAAGUUAUACCAUUCUGAGGGCAAGAGGCACAAAUGUCACCAUCAGUAGCCUCAAGCCCGACACUACGUAUGUAUUCCAAAUCCGGGCCCGCACAGCAGCCGGCUACGGGACCAACAGCCGCAAGUUUGAGUUCGAAACCAGCCCAGACUCUUUCUCCAUCUCGGGGGAAAACAGCCAAGUGGUCAUGAUUGCCAUUUCCGCGGCCGUGGCGAUCAUCCUGCUCACCGUGGUCACCUACGUUUUGAUCGGACGGUUCUGUGGCUAUAACAAGUCAAAACACGGUGCAGAUGAAAAAAGGCUUCAUUUUGGGAACGGGCACUUAAAGCUUCCAGGCCUCAGAACUUACGUGGACCCACACACAUACGAAGAUCCCACGCAAGCGGUUCAUGAGUUUGCUAAGGAACUGGACGCCACCAACAUAUCCAUCGACAAAGUUGUUGGAGCAGGUGAGUUUGGAGAGGUGUGCAGCGGUCGCUUAAAACUCCCAUCGAAAAAAGAGAUUUCAGUGGCCAUCAAGACCUUGAAAGUGGGCUACACAGAGAAGCAAAGGAGAGACUUCCUGGGAGAAGCAAGCAUUAUGGGACAAUUUGACCACCCCAAUAUCAUUAGGCUGGAGGGAGUUGUCACUAAAAGUAAACCAGUCAUGAUUGUCACAGAAUACAUGGAGAAUGGUUCCUUGGACAGUUUCUUACGUAAGCACGACGCGCAGUUCACGGGCAUCCAGCUGGUGGGCAUGCUGCGGGGCAUCGCGGCGGGCAUGCGCUACCUGUCGGACAUGGGCUACGUGCACCGCGACCUGGCCGCGCGCAACAUCCUCAUCAACGGCAACCUGGUCUGCAAGGUGUCGGAUUUCGGGCUGUCGCGCGUCCUGGAGGACGACCCGGAGGCCGCCUACACCACGAGGGGAGGAAAGAUUCCCAUCCGGUGGACAUCCCCAGAAGCUAUAGCCUACCGCAAGUUCACAUCAGCCAGCGACGUCUGGAGUUACGGGAUUGUUCUCUGGGAGGUGAUGUCCUACGGAGAGAGGCCAUACUGGGAGAUGUCCAAUCAGGAUGUGAUUAAAGCUGUGGAUGAGGGCUACAGGCUGCCGCCUCCCAUGGACUGUCCAGCUGCGUUGUAUCAGCUGAUGCUGGACUGCUGGCAGAAAGACAGAAACAACAGACCCAAGUUCGAGCAGAUCGUCAGCAUUCUGGACAAGCUCAUCCGGAACCCGGGCAGCCUGAAGAUCAUCACCAGUGCGGCGGCAAGGCCAUCAAACCUUCUUCUGGACCAAAGCAACGUCGACAUCACUACUUUCCGCACAGCGGGUGACUGGCUUAACGGUGUCCGGACAGCGCAGUGCAAAGAAAUCUUCACAGGCGUGGAAUACAGUUCCUGUGACACCAUAGCCAAGAUUUCCACAGAUGACAUGAAAAAGGUUGGUGUCACUGUGGUUGGGCCACAGAAGAAGAUUAUCAGUAGCAUUAAAGCUCUAGAAACACAAUCAAAGAACGGUCCAGUUCCAGUGUAAAGGGCUAUUUCUCCAACGAAGUGUGGCUGUGGAAGAUGUAGCAUCACUCUGCAGACAGACGACAACGCUGGAGAUACUGGUGGAAGUUUCAAGCCCAAUAAGACACUCAUAUAUGAGUACAAAUGCCUUAAAAUGGAAUUGAAAAACUCUUUAUUUUCCCAUAUCAUUCAGUGGAUUGGUGGGUGGGUGUAUUUUGUUUUGCAAUUGAUUUUUUUUAUAUUAGUUGAUGGAUUAAAUUAAAAUUCUUCAGCAAGAAAUGAUGAAGAACUAGCCUAGAGCCAUGGAUCAUAUACAGACUAUUCUAACAGGAAAACAAGUAAAAUAACAAAAUGAACAUAGUGGCUCUGUUCAAUAACGGCCACAAAAGAAAAGACUUGUGAUAUUUUUAUACACAGAAGAAAUCUGUAACAGGUAUUUUUUUUCUUUAAAAGCAAGCAAAACAGAGGAACUUAUACCUCAACUUAUCUGGCCAUAUUUACUACUUUUCAUUGUAUUAUUCUCUUUUAUCUGUUAAAAGCAUAUAGAAAUGAAGUUUGUAGUUGUUUUAAGUACCACACAUUUUUAAUUAUUAGCUUCCUUAAGUAUUAUCAUGUAAAAAUGUGUCUUAAUUUUGAAGAAAAGUACAUAUUUAUUUUCUUUCUAAUUGUUUUUUAUUGUUUUCUAUUUAUGCCUCAAUGAUUUAAUUUGGAUUUGUUACAGCCAUGUGCCAAAUGCUCCCUCAAAUUGUCAGCAAUAGGAAACAUGGUAAACUAAACAUAGAGAAUGAUGGGUUUCUUUCCAGAUUUUUGAAACAUAUAUAUAUAUACACACACAUAUAUAUGAAGAAACCAAAUUGUUUCCCUGUUCAUUCACUAACCAGAUCUCUCACAGACUGAAUUAUCUCAUACAUUUUUGUCUCUCCAUUUAGAAUAAACUGUAUGCUCCUAAUUUAGUGUGAUAUACUGGCUUGUAAGUACUAAUGGAUUCUAAAUGGCAUACCUGCCCUACUCUGGUGUUUCGGAAACCAUUAAUUCCAUUGGUAAAGAAGCUAUGUGAGAGUUCCUAAACAGAGAAUAGCUACACUGGAAAUAAUUGGAAUCCUAUUUCCAUUGCUGCAUUAAUUGGCAACACGGCCUAUUUGACAAUGCAUGAGUAAAAAAAAUCACUUUCUUACAAGUUCUAAAAUGUCACUCAAUAUCUUUGCUUUAAAAUGCUGAGCUGUUUUUAGGGAAUGGUUAUAACUAAACUACUCAUCUGAAUCACUGGGGUUUAGUUAAAUUAAUUAAACACUGUAAUAAUCUAUAGCAGGUAUUAUUAUCUUAAAGAGUCUUCCACUGAAAUGCACUUGUUGUAAUUCUGGUGUACAAAUUAGAAGCAAUCAACUACUUUGCAUUUAUUGAGCAUAUAAUUUUCAAAAUAGUUUUAUAUUUGAAAUAAGUAAAAUGGAUAUCUAGCAAAUGAUUCAAAAUCUGUAGGCAGUGGAGAGAACUCUCAUUGUGGGAACAUAGGCUAUUUCAUAAAUGUCAAAUAUGAGCAUACUCGGUAAUAUUUGAAAAACUGUACCUGGAGUAGAUCUUGCCACUAAUACGUUGAAAAGCAACAUUUUAGCUCUACCUAUAUUCUCUCUAAUGCUGAUAUGAUCAUUUUAUGGGAAUAAAAAAUGCAUAUGCCAUAAGACGAGAAUGGAUAAACAAUGCUGCAACCUUUAGGUUUUUAUGCAAAAUGGAACGUUAUACAACUUACAAUCAGAUCAAAAUUCACAAGUGCUAAUCUGUUGUAAAUUUAGUGUAAUAAGGCUUAGGCAGUGUUCUUUCAAAUAUGAGAUUAUUUCUUAAAUUUGGCAAUAUGCUUUAUAGUUCAAUCAUCCCACUGGAAUUCUAUAUUGGAUAUAUAAUAGCAUGCAUUUUUUUAAAAAUAUAUGUGAUUAUGAAAUUACACAUUUUACUUAAGCCUGCUAGAAGCAGCUAAACCAUUUUUUAAUCAAAAUUUUGUGUUGUGGAAUGUUAGACUGAGAUCUGAACCUGGCUUCAACCAUGUUUUAUCCCAGAGUAGCAUUUAUCUUGUAUUCUGAGCAUACUUUACAAAAUCUGUGCAUUUCAUGAACUAAUAGAAGUUGAGAAUUAUUAUUUUGACUAUGGUUUUCAUUUGAAAGUAGAGAUUAUAUACACAGCAUAUUGCUCUUCGUUUUUUCACUAUUUUUCUACCUGGCCUCUUAUAAAUUUACUUUACACAAAAUUCUUACCCUGUAUAUAUGUAAACAUAACAGUGUACGAUUCUUAACUGUGGAGUAGAGGUACUAGAUGCUUGUGGCCAUCUCUUUGUACAGGAACUGCAUUGAGUUUCAAUAAACGUGAACCAUAUCUCCAUACAAUGGUAUGUACCAUAUUAUCUGUUUUAUAUCGUAAAUUUGAUUUACAUAUAUUAUUUAUUUCUGGUACCUUGCCCAGAUUAUUCUGUACUAUCAAUUAAAACCAUGUAUAAAUGUGAUGAUUGGCAAUAUGUAUUUACUUUAAACUUGUAUUUUCAAAACGCUACUCAUUUAGUUUAUGUUGUACAAUGUAGAUGGCCUCUUACUAAUGUAAAGUGAUUUGUAGUGGAAACAUUUAUAUUUUUAUAAUAAACAUAAUGAAAAUAUUUUUUACAGAUUGAAAUACAGA
Messenger RNA from Miniopterus natalensis, 5528 nucleotides. The record is from RefSeq and is a predicted model, not a curated record. Lineage: Eukaryota; Metazoa; Chordata; Mammalia; Chiroptera; Miniopteridae.